Molecule: messenger RNA, 3066 nt
Organism: Salvia splendens (bonfire salvia)
Lineage: Eukaryota; Viridiplantae; Streptophyta; Magnoliopsida; Lamiales; Lamiaceae
Product: receptor-like protein 36
Exons: 4
Coding region: 1-3066 (1021 amino acids)
Molecular function (GO): protein binding; oxidoreductase activity, acting on paired donors, with incorporation or reduction of molecular oxygen; monooxygenase activity
Source: RefSeq, a predicted model, not a curated record
AUGAGGCUGGAGCACCCGAGCAUGGAGAUGCUUCUGAAGAAUAUGACAUGGAUUAGAGAGCUCUAUCUUGAUGGAGUCUUUCUUUCAAACUACGAGAGGAGAAAAUGGAGCCACAUUGUCUCAUCAUAUCUACCCAACCUCACCGGGUUGAGCUUGGUUUGGUGCUCGUUGUCCGGCCCUUUGGCUAGGUCCUUUUCCCAUCUCAAUUCCCUUUACGUUCUUCGACUAGAUUCAAAUGAUCUUUCAGCAGCAGACUUAGACUUGUUUGCGAAUUUCUCUGGCCUAACCACCUUGAGUCUUUUUAACUCGGGUUUAAAGGGAUCUUUUCCUAGUGUGAUCUUCCAAAUACCCACUCUGGAGUAUCUUGAUUUAUCUCAAAAUGAACUAUUGAGUGGAAGCAUACCUCCAUUCACUCAAAAUGGUUCUCUCAAGUUGUUAAAACUAACCGGCACAAACUUUUCCGGGUUGAUACCAAGCUCAAUUGACAAUUUAAAAGACUUGAGUAGCAAUCAUCUCGAAGGGCAUAUCCGGUGGAGUGGGAAGGCGUGGGGUGCGACGCAGCAGGCCAUGUUGAAAUGGAAUCAAACCGAUGAUUGUUGCGAGUGGGAAGGCGUGGGGUGCGACGCAGCAGGCCAUGUUGUGAUUCUUCAACUCGACAACGAGGGCAUAUCCGGUGGAGUUGAGGAUUCAUCAAGUCUUGUAAGUCUUGAGAAGUUGAAGCUAGCAAACAAUUCACUUAAGGGGACCAUUCCCACUCUAAAUCACUCUAGCUUGAUUGAGCUAGAUUUGAGUAGUAAUCAACUCAAAGGCCCUAUUUCUAACUCUUUCCUCAAUCUUCCAAGUCUUGAGGUUCUCUCUCUAUCUCACAACUUGUUCAAUGAUACUUUUCAACUUGAAAAUAUCCAUAGGCUUCACAACCUUACAACUUUGAAUCUCUCUCACAACAACUUUUCACUUGAUGCAAAUUCAAAUUUGUCUAGAUUUUCCCAUCUAAAGAAGUUGAGCCUUUCUUCUUGCAACUUGCACAAGAUUCCGGAUUUUCUAAAACAAUCCAACUUGAACUUUUUGGAUCUCUCAGACAACCAGAUAACCGGGGAGAUACCUAGUUGGAUUUGGGAAAUGGGAAAUGGAGGUCUUUAUCAUUUGAAUCUUUCUUAUAAUCUCUUGUUUGAUUUGCAAAAGCCUUACCAUAUUCCCGACUUUCUUGCUGAGUUGGAUUUGCAUUCGAACCAGCUCCAUGGCGAGUUGCCCCUUCUCCCACAAGGCGCCUCGUAUAUCGACCUUUCUAGUAACAAAUUUGACAAGCCUAUUCCUCUUACCUUUGUAAGCUCCAAUACCUUUAUGAUGUUCUUGUCUAUUGCAAAUAACAGUAUAAGUGGAUCGAUUCCAACGUCCUUUUGCGGUAGUGAGUCACUUCGAAUUCUUGACUUGUCUCUCAAUAACUUGAGUGGUAGCAUACCUCCAUGUAUUGCGGAAUGGAUGUCUAGUCUUGAAGUGUUGAAUCUUAGGCGAAACAACAUCAGUGGUGAUAUCCCGGAUAAAUUUUCCACCAGCUGUCGCUUGAAGUUCUUGGAUGUCAACAACAACAACUUAGGAGGGAAUUUUCCGAAGACUCUAGGAAAUUGUAAUUCAUUGGAGAUGGUGAAUGUUGAGCAUAACAAGAUUGAAGGUAGCUUCCCGUGCAUGCUGGCAUCAAGGUUGAAAGUUUUAAUUUUGCGUUCGAACUUGUUCGUUGGAGAGGUGAGAUGUGGUAGAGAUUGGCCUAAUCUUCAAGCCAUUGACGUGUCUUCCAAUCAUUUCAGAGGAAAUCUGCAACAGGUAAGUUUCUCAAGCUGGAAGAAGAUGGUGUUGGGUAGUAAGAAGUACAAGAGGGUUUUACCUCCGGACUUUACUUACUUGGACUUGAAUCAAGGCUCACUCUCUAGGCUCUUGGAAGAAUACACAUACGUUGAUUUUUCUAGCAAUAAUUUCGAUGGAGAGAUUCCAGAAGCAAUUGGUGAUCUGAAGACGCUUACGGUUCUCAACUUAUCCCACAAUUCCCUGACGGGGGCAAUCCCAAAAUCAUUUGGGAACAUGACGAAUCUUGAAGCACUUGAUGUCUCAGUAAACCAGCUAACAAGGACGAUUCCGAUGGAGCUCGAACAGCUCACAUUCCUUUCAAUCCUCAAGGUGUCCUACAAUAAGCUUGUUGGAAGGAUACCGCAGGAUGCUGAGCAACAGAACAUAAGGAUCGAGGGCUGCGUCGCCGCCUCGGCCCCCGUGGAUCUGAGGAGACUGAUUGAGGAGAUGCAUGGCCAAGUGAUUUUCAGGUCCAGCUUCGGUGGGAGAUACAUUGGGACGGAGAACGGGAAGAAGUUCAUGCGUUUGGUUAGGGUUUUCAUGCGGCUUGUUGGGGAAAUUCACAUUGGUGAUUUUAUUCCGUGGCUUGGAUGGAUUGGUCGUGUCAAUGGUUUUGAUAAAAGGCUCGACACCACUGCCGAAGAGCUGGAUCAAGGUUUGGAGAGUGUGAUUCAAGACCGCCAACGCUUGGGCAAGGGCAAUGGCAAGGGCAAAGAAGAAGAAGAAGAAGAUUUUUUGGAUAUUUUGCUCCAAAUCUACAACCAAGAUGCCUCCACGGAUCCAGAUAGCAUCAAACCCUUGCUUUUGGAUGUGUUUAUUGGUGGAACUAAUUCAAUCUCGACGUCUUUGGAAUGGGUGAUGUCGGAGCUCUUACGACAUCCUAGGGUGAUGGAGAAGUUGCAGUCCGAGGUACGAGGUGUCGUUAAGCAGAAGCAGCACAUAACGCAAGAUGAUCUAGAGAAAAUGGGUUAUAUGAAGGCCGUGAUCAAGGAAAACAUGCGUCUACUUUCGCCGAGAAUCUCAAGCAAGGAUGUGCAUAUCAAAGGGUACGACGUUGCAGCCGGAACCAUGGCGAUGGUCAACACGUGGGCCAUUGGGAGGGAACUCGUCUCAUGGGACGAACCGGACAAGUUUAUGCCGGAAAGAUUUUUGAAUUCUUCAAUAGAUUUCAAAGGCCAAGAUUUCGAUCUGGUCCCAUUUGGUCCCAUCAGGAGUCUCUUUCUCUAG